CCUCAUUGGCGAAUGAGACCUGUCGCCGUGCAUCGGCUCGGCCGCGUCGGCUACGCCUCGUCGCAGGCGCUGCAGCGCUCGCUCGCCGCGCAGGUGCGCUCCGGCGUGCGCGGGGACACGCUGCUGCUGCUCGAGCAUCCGCCCGUCUUCACGCUCGGCCGCGUGCAGCAGUCGGCGGCCAACGUGCUCGCGUCGCCAGAGGAGAUUGCGGCGGCGGGGGCGUCGGUGCAUCAGUCGGAGCGCGGCGGCAACGUCACUUUCCACGGGCCUGGCCAGCUUGUCGCGUACCCGAUUCUCGACCUCGGCCGCUUCCGGAAGUCGGUCCACUGGUACGUCGAGGCGCUCGAGGAUACGCUCAUCGGCACGGCCGGCGCCUUUGGGGUGUCUGCGAGGCGCGGCGGCGACGGCGAGACGGGCGUUUGGGUGACGGACCGGAAGAUUGGCGCGAUCGGCGUGUCGGUCUCGCGCUGGGUCACCUCGCACGGCGUCGCGCUCAACGCGGAGACGGACCUCCGCUUCUUCGACAUGAUUGUGCCGUGCGGGCUGCACCACAACACGAGAGUCACCUCGCUUAGCCGCGAGGUUGGGCGAGGCGUCUCUGUGUCGGAGGCGGCGCCGCCCUUCCUCGACGCGUUCGCGCGCAUCUUUGAGUGCGAGCUUGUUGAUGCGCCGGAAAUGUCGCUCGAGGAGGAGGUUUGCCAGGCGGCGGAGGCGGUGGCCGCGCCGGCGCCGGCGGCGGCUUCCUCUGCACCCUCCUGAGUACCGCUACCGGAGUGAGACGACUGCGGGGAGAGCGAUGCGCUCGCGUGUGCGUGUGAUUGUGUUGUCGAGGUGUGUGGUUCAAGCUCACGAGCGAAAAGCUAACGUGGUUGUACCAC
This is a messenger RNA of Emiliania huxleyi CCMP1516, 878 nucleotides long. Its product is annotated as putative lipoate-protein ligase. Gene Ontology annotation, cellular component: mitochondrion. Bases 13 to 759 code for a protein of 248 amino acids. The transcript has 2 exons. Lineage: Eukaryota; Haptophyta; Isochrysidales; Noelaerhabdaceae. Gene Ontology annotation, biological process: protein lipoylation. Gene Ontology annotation, molecular function: lipoyl(octanoyl) transferase activity. The record is from RefSeq and is a predicted model, not a curated record.